Molecule: messenger RNA, 874 nt
Organism: Ipomoea triloba (trilobed morning glory)
Lineage: Eukaryota; Viridiplantae; Streptophyta; Magnoliopsida; Solanales; Convolvulaceae
Product: DNA-directed RNA polymerase V subunit 7-like
Exons: 1
Coding region: 139-732 (197 amino acids)
Biological process (GO): DNA-templated transcription initiation
Molecular function (GO): single-stranded RNA binding; single-stranded DNA binding
Source: RefSeq, a predicted model, not a curated record
GCCUUUCUAUGUACAAUUCCCUCCGGUAUAGGCCUCAAUUCCUCGAUUUCUCCAACUUCAUUGCAUUCAAAUUUCUGGGCAUUUUUCUAUUUCACUGUUUCACAAUUCUUGAAAUUCCGGCCAGGGGAAGAAUUGAAGAUGAUUUGCGAGUGCGAGCGCAUCCACGUCGCGGCGUUUCCGGUGGAGGAGAUCCCGGCGGGCGGCUACAUUUCGACGAGCGCGGUGGUGGGUCGCGUCCUGACGGAGCUCCGGUGCAACAAAGCCGGCGAGGGCUGCGGGUACAUCCUGUCGGUGACGAGGGUGAUCAGCAUAGGAAAGCCGAAGCUUUCGUCGGCGGCGGCGGCGCGGAAAUCCGUCCUCGUCCCGGUGAAAUUCCGGUUCCGGAGCUUCUUCCCCACCGCCGGCGAAACCAUGUUCGCCACCGUGUACCGCGUUUUGCAGCGCGGCGUGUUUCUCAGCUUCGGGCCGAUGAAAUACAUUUUUCUUCACCCCUCGAAAAUGCCCAAAUUCCGGUAUAUCGACAGCCCGGAAAGGCCGUGUUUCGAGCGCGAGGAUUUGGCGAGGAUUGAGAAGGAUGUUGUGGUGUGUUUGAAGGUGGUCGCCGUGAGAUGGUCGGACGUCGGAAUGGGGAAACGGGGGUUUCAGGUUAUUGCCACCGUCGACGGCGAUUCCCUUGGGCCGGUGUCGCUCGCCGGCGACGGGUUUGACUUCCCGUCUUCUGAUCUGUUGUAGAUAGUUUAUUACUCCGUAUUAGUUUUCCGCUCAUAUUGACAAUUCAAAAUUUCUGUCUUUAUAUUUUGUUAAAUGUUGUUUAGAAAUAUGUUGUAUAUGCACUUCUUUGGAACUUGGAAGUGGUCUUUGGUAAAUGAAAAUG